AUGGCCAAUGGGCAGCUAAAAUCUGUUGCAGGACUGCUUUUGGUCCUCAAUUUCUGCAUGUAUGCAAUAGUUUUGGGCAUUGGUGGCUGGGCAAUGAACAUGGCCAUUGAACAUGGUUUCGUCAUUGGUCCUGGAUUCGAUUUGCCAGCACAUUUCUCACCGAUAUACUUCCCGAUGGGAAAUGCAGCCACUGGAUUCUUUGUGACAUUUGCUAUGAUUGCUGGUGUCGUUGGAAUUGCAUCAAUCCUUUCUGGAUUUAACCAUUUUCGUAAUUGGAGCAGGGAUAGCUUGCCUGCUGCAGUUUCUGCUGCUGCCAUUGCUUGGACUCUCACUCUUCUUGCCAUGGGCUUCGCAUGGAAAGAGAUUGAACUCCAGAUCAGAAACUCUCGUCUAAGAACAAUGGAAGCAUUUAUCAUUAUCCUUUCAGCCACUCAACUCUUGUACAUAGCUGCAAUUCAUGGGGGUGGAUCAGUAAGGACACUUUGA
This is a messenger RNA of Fraxinus pennsylvanica, 486 nucleotides long. The record is from the annotation of a GenBank genome assembly. Lineage: Eukaryota; Viridiplantae; Streptophyta; Magnoliopsida; Lamiales; Oleaceae.